GGAGCCCCGUCUUCUCCAUCCGAGCCCCGGCGUCGUUUCGCUCCACGAGCCGGCUUUGGUCGCGUCUGCUAGCUUGUCCCUGUUCGGGGGGUCGGGGGAGAUUUUUUUAUUAUUAUUAUUAUUUUUAGUUCGGUUUUGCGAGCUUUUGCUUUCCAGUUGCCUUUCGAGACAUAUGGAAAAAAUGGCCAGACCACUUUCAAUAAACCCAACUUUUCUGCCACCGACUCACGGAGUCCUGAAAUCCCUGCUGGAAAACCCCCUGAAGCUGCCUUUUCAUCACGAUGAAGGAUUUGGGAAGGACAAGGAGAAAGAGAAGAAGCUGGAGGAUGAGAGCAGCACGGCCAGCCACCCGCAGUCGGCCUUCCUGGGCCCGACCCUGUGGGACAAGACCCUGCCCUACGACGGGGACGGCUUCCAGCUGGAGUACAUGGACCUGGACGAGUUCCUGCUGGAGAACGGCAUCCCGGCCAACACCGCGGCUCAGGGCGAGCAGGCCUCGCAGAAGGCGCAGCCACCCCAGGCCCCUCUGCAGCAAGCCCCGCCCCCCGCCCCGCCCACCCCGUCGGUGGUGGACCUCAGCAGCCGCGCCACCACGUCGGUCCACACGGCCAUGGCGCCUCAGACCUGCCUGCACAGCCCCACCGCGGCAGCAGCCAGAGACACGCCCAGCCCCAUCGACCCAGAGUCCAUCCAGGUGCCCGUGACCUACGAUCCGGACCCCGCAGACCUGGCCCUGUCCAGCGUGCCGGGCCAGGAGAUGUUCGACCCCAGGAAGCGCAAGUUCUCCGCCGAGGAGCUGAAGCCACAGCCCAUGAUCAAGAAGGCUCGCAAGGUCUUCAUCCCCGAGGACCUGAAGGACGAUAAGUACUGGGCCCGGCGCAGAAAGAACAACGUGGCGGCCAAACGCUCGCGGGACGCCCGCCGGCUGAAGGAGAACCAGAUCGCCAUCCGGGCCGGCUUCCUGGAGAAGGAGAACGCUGCGCUCCGCGUGGAGGUGGCGGACUUGAGGAAGGAGCUGGGCCGCUGCAAGAACGUUCUGGCUAAAUACGAGGCCCGGCACGGGCCGCUGUGAGGCCCCCCCCACC
Austrofundulus limnaeus is the source of this 1085-nucleotide messenger RNA. RefSeq names its product HLF transcription factor, PAR bZIP family member a (gene hlfa). NCBI's taxonomy places the organism in Eukaryota, Metazoa, Chordata, Actinopteri, Cyprinodontiformes, Rivulidae. Bases 173 to 1072 code for a protein of 299 amino acids. The record is from RefSeq and is a predicted model, not a curated record. Gene Ontology annotation, cellular component: nucleus. Gene Ontology annotation, biological process: regulation of transcription by RNA polymerase II. Gene Ontology annotation, molecular function: DNA-binding transcription factor activity, RNA polymerase II-specific; RNA polymerase II cis-regulatory region sequence-specific DNA binding. The transcript is spliced from 4 exons.